Molecule: messenger RNA, 1330 nt
Organism: Arachis stenosperma
Lineage: Eukaryota; Viridiplantae; Streptophyta; Magnoliopsida; Fabales; Fabaceae
Product: ubiquitin-conjugating enzyme E2 34-like
Exons: 10
Coding region: 325-1050 (241 amino acids)
Source: RefSeq, a predicted model, not a curated record
UUUCUCACACACUCACUCUCUCUCUCUCUCUCUCUCUCUCUGCCAAGUUUAAACGACGCCGUUUUGAGGAUCCCUAUUUUCCCCUUCUUCUCUGUCUGUUUUUUCCCUGAAAGGGGAAAAAAUAAUUAAAACGGAGUAUCAGAAAUCAUAAAUAAAUUCCAAAUCAGUUUUAUUUUUUCUUUUCUUUUCUUUUCUGCAUCGUCGAACCUAAUUGGAACAGAAAACAAAAGCGGAUCUCAGCCUCUCAGGAACAUUCUUAAUUGGAUAAUAAAGAGACAAAGUACUGUGUAAAGGCGUGCUCUUUAUACUGCUUGAAGUUGUUGGAUGGCAGAAAAGUCAUGUAUCAAGCGCCUUCAGAAGGAAUACAGAGCUCUUUGUAAAGAGCCAGUGUCCCAUGUUGUAGCUCGCCCAUCACCAAAUGAUAUUCUUGAAUGGCAUUAUGUGUUGGAGGGAAGCGAAGGAACACCUUUUGCAGGUGGAUAUUACUACGGAAAAAUCAAGUUUCCUCCGGAAUAUCCAUAUAAGCCUCCUGGAAUCAGCAUGACUACACCUAAUGGACGGUUCAUGACGCAGAAAAAGAUUUGUUUGUCUAUGAGUGAUUUUCAUCCUGAAAGUUGGAAUCCUAUGUGGUCUGUUUCAAGCAUACUCACAGGGCUUCUUUCAUUCAUGAUGGACAACAGCCCAACCACCGGCAGUGUAAACACCACCACCGCCGAGAAGCAGCGUUUAGCAAAAUCUUCCCUUUCUUUCAAUUGCAAGAACGCAACAUUCAGGAAAAUGUUCCCUGAGUAUGUGGAGAAGUACAACCAGGAGCAGCAGCUUUCUGAACAAGUUCCUCCCGAGCAGGCAUCAUCAGAGACAGUGCCUAAUGACACAAGUCCAAAGGCUCUUUUGGAGAAGAAUUUGGAUUCUACGGAAGAAGGAACGAAAAGAGUAGAACAGUUGAAGGUUGUAAAGAAAAACGGAAAGCAACCAUUCCCAGCAUGGAUGAUGUUAUUACUAUUCUCCAUCUUUGGGGUUGUAAUGGCAUUACCAUUGCUUCAGCUCUGAUAUCUUUAUAGGUAUACAAGGGUCUCUCUAUAAAGGGUUCUCCUAAACUGGCUCCAUAAUAUGUUCUUGCUUAGGGUAUUGUAUAGGGAAAUGAUGAUGGACAUGGAGGCUGUGUCAUAUGUUUUUUUUGGAUGAUUUUCUCCUUUGUGUCUAUGUUGCCAGUUUCAUGGUACUUUUGGUAGUAAAUGCUAUAAGAAAGUUUCAAGCUUUGAUACUCUUGUACCUCUUAAAUCUGUUGAGGUUCAAUCUUCUUGUAGUGUUGGUUGGUGAAACACUCUUA